AUGGAGCCGGUAAUGAGCUUAGCCUUGGCUGCCCAUGGACCGCCCAGCAUACUGGAGCCGUUGUUUAAAACCGUUACUACGAGCACCACCACAACCACCAGCAGCACCACCCCCAGCUCGAGCAGCAGCAGCGCCCACAACGCCAUCAGUCCCACCACCAGCAGCACACUGCUCACCGCACUGCUCGAGAAUCUAACCUCAACAGCUGCCAGCGGGCUGUACGAUCCGUAUGGCAAUCAAACGAAUGGCACACUCGGAUUUGAGACAAAGGGACCGCGUUACUCGGUGGCUUCGAUGGUGGUCAUGGGGUUUGUAGCCGCGAUUUUGAGCGCGGUAACAGUUGCGGGCAAUGUCAUGGUGAUGAUUUCAUUCAAAAUCGACAAGCAGCUGCAAACGAUCAGCAACUAUUUUCUAUUCUCGCUGGCCAUAGCGGACUUUGCCAUUGGCGCCAUUUCCAUGCCGCUGUUUGCGGUCACCACUAUACUGGGCUAUUGGCCAUUGGGGCCGCAUGUCUGCGACACUUGGCUGGCCCUGGACUAUUUGGCUUCCAAUGCUUCAGUGCUCAAUCUGCUGAUCAUUAGCUUCGAUCGUUAUUUUAGCGUUACGCGACCUUUGACCUAUCGCGCCAAGCGCACCACCAACAAGGCGGCGGUGAUGAUUGGCGCCGCCUGGGGCAUCAGUUUGCUGCUGUGGCCGCCCUGGAUCUACAGCUGGCCCUACAUCGAGGGCAAGCGCACCGUGCCCAAGGACGAGUGUUACAUUCAGUUCAUCGAGACCAAUCAGUACAUUACCUUCGGCACUGCCCUGGCGGCUUUCUACUUUCCCGUCACCAUCAUGUGCUUUCUCUACUUUCGCAUUUGGCGUGAGACCAAGAAGCGGCAAAAGGAUCUGCCCAAUUUGCAGGCAGGCAAAAAGGAUUCCAGCAAGCGCUCCAAUAGCAGUGAUGAAAACACAGUCGUUAAUCAUGGGACGGGCGGGCUGCUGGCGUUCGCCCAGCUGGGCGAGCACGACACUUGGCGACGUCCGCGCUCCGAGAGCUCAGCGGAUGCGGAGAGCGUCUAUAUGACCAACAUGGUCAUCGAUUCGGGCUACCAUGGCAUGCACUCGCGCAAGUCAAGCAUAAAAAGCACAAAUACAAUCAAAAAGCCAUACACUUGCUUUGGCAGCAUCAAGGAGUGGUGCAUUGCGUGGUGGCAUUCGGGACGCGAGGACUCCGAUGAUUUUGCCUACGAGCAGGAGGAGCCUUCAGAUUUAGGGUAUGCAACACCAGUAACAAUUGAAACUCCUUUACAAAGCUCCGUCUCCAGAUGCACCUCGAUGAACGUCAUGCGGGACAAUUACUCGAUGGGCGGGAGCGUGAGCGGGGUGCGGCCGCCGAGCAUAAUGCUGGCGGAUGUGUCGCCAACGCCGCAGCGUCCGCCACUCAAUUCGAUUUCGCAAAUGCAGGAAAUGAAUGCGGUCGGCAACAACAACAACAGCAGCAAUGGCAAUGCCAUCAAUAUUGGCAGCAACAACAGCAACAGCAACAUCGGCAACAACAGCAGCAACAAUUUGCCGUUGCGUGAGUCACGCGGCACGCUGCCCGUGGGCAACAACAAUCGCAUUGGCUCACGCUCGGUUAGCCAGGACUCGGUCUACACUAUACUCAUACGACUGCCGCCAGAUGGCGCUAGCAGCAACGCUGCCAACAGCAGCAGCGCAGCAGUCACUGGACUGAGCAGCGUCGCAAGCGUUCAUGCAGACUCUGGGCCAUCCAUCAAAAUGAUACACGAGGAUGUCGCCACACAGGCCACUGGACUGGGCGCAGCUGUUAAUAUGGGCGUGCCCGCCGCCGCCGCUGUGGUAAGCGGUCCGCCGCCCACGCGCCGCCCGCUGCCGUCGCGCGACUCCGAGUUCAGUUUGCCGCUUGGCCGGCGCAUGUCGCAUGCGCCGCAGGAUGUGCGCCUGCUCAACGCCAAGGUCAUACCCAAGCAGCUGGGCAAGACGGCGGGGCCGAAUGCGCUGCUCAACGCACGCAACGCGGCCAAGAAGAAGAAAAAGUCACAGGAGAAGCGCCAGGAGUCGAAGGCAGCCAAAACGCUCUCAGCCAUUCUGCUGAGCUUCAUCAUCACCUGGACGCCCUACAACAUACUCGUGCUCAUCAAGCCGCUGACCACCUGCUCGGACUGCAUCCCCACCGAGCUGUGGGACUUUUUCUACGCCCUCUGCUACAUCAACUCGACCAUCAAUCCCAUGUGCUACGCCCUCUGCAACGCCUCCUUCCGUCGCACCUACAUACGCAUCCUCACCUGCAAGUGGCACACGCGUAAUCGCGAGGGCAUGGUCAGGGGCGUCUACAACUAAGGCGCGCCCACCCCCAUCCCCGUUCGGUUCGUUUGGAUUUUGGCAAUUGCAAACCAAAAUUAGGCUUAGGUAACAAAAUAAUUUGACAAAAGCAAGUACUGAUUUUUUGAUGUCUAGCCCGCGUAUUUAAGUAUUAAAUGUAAUUAAAAAUACCAAAAAAACAAAACCCUAAGAAACCCAAAUAAAUAUUUAUCACAAAUUGUACAGCGCAGUUCACUAAGUUGUGCGCUCAAAACUCAAAACUGAGCUCAAAAUAUUAAUUGCUAAAUUCUAUUUUCAAAGAACUUAAG
Messenger RNA from Drosophila busckii, 2633 nucleotides. RefSeq names its product muscarinic acetylcholine receptor DM1 (gene mAChR-A). The coding region runs from base 1 to 2343 and encodes 780 amino acids. The transcript is spliced from 4 exons. Gene Ontology annotation, biological process: chemical synaptic transmission; adenylate cyclase-inhibiting G protein-coupled acetylcholine receptor signaling pathway; G protein-coupled receptor signaling pathway, coupled to cyclic nucleotide second messenger. The record is from RefSeq and is a predicted model, not a curated record. Lineage: Eukaryota; Metazoa; Arthropoda; Insecta; Diptera; Drosophilidae. Gene Ontology annotation, molecular function: G protein-coupled acetylcholine receptor activity; G protein-coupled serotonin receptor activity. Gene Ontology annotation, cellular component: synapse; dendrite; plasma membrane.